AUGACAGGAAAAUGCAGAAAUACCCAAGAGCAUUUGUAUAAGCCUGGAGAAGGAAUCAUCGGUGGCGUUCUUUCUCUAAUACAACCUUUGGAGUAUUCACCCAAUUUUACAGCUGUUCCCGAUAGCAAUCAUGAUGGUGCUGUCGUAAAGUUAAAAUAUUAUCAACAUGUCUUUGCCUUGAUUUUUGCCAUUCAUGAGAUCAAUGGCAACCCACGGCUCCUGCCCAAUAUCACACUGGGGUUCGAUCUCUAUGACAACCUGUUUAACUUCAGAAGAACAUACAAGGUCAUCCUGGAUCUACUCUUCAAGCAGAGAAAGAAUAUGCCCAACUACAAGUGUGAUAGGAAAGAUGUAUUGUCUGUUAUUGGGGGAUUCAGUUCAGAAUAUUCUAUGCAGAUGGCCAUCAUCUUAAGUAACUACAAGUUUCCACAGCUCACUUUUGGUUCAUUUGAAGCUACAGUAAGAGGCAAAAGUGAUUUCCCUUUUUUGUACCGGAUGGCAGCAAGAGAAACCACAUAUCAUAUGGGGAUCAUUCAGCUUCUUCUGCAUUUCAGAUGGACAUGGAUUGGCCUGGUUGUAUCUGAGGAUGAUGCUGGGGAAAACUUCGUGCAGAAACUGACUCCUUUGUUUGCCCAGAACAAAAUAUGUGUUGCGUUCUUGCAAAAGGGUACAGCAAAUGACCUUGUUCUUAAACAUAAAAUUAAAAGAAUCCUCCACCCUUAUCUGGAAAACAUCCACUUUAACAAUGGAGCUGCCCAAGAAGUCUUGUUUGAGAACAAAGAAUUGAGCACUGGAUAUGAUAUCAUCAACUGGGUCACUUUCCCCAAUCAGUCCUACCAAAAAGUCAUGGUUGGAAGGGUUUCAUCAAGUCAAAUGUUCAGCAUUAUCAAUGAUGCUAUUGUGUGGAAUAGAAGAUUAAAGGAGAUGCCACCACGGUCCACAUGUGUCAAAAGCUGCCAUACUGGACACAGCAAAAUUGUUCAAGAAGGAAAACCAGCCUGUUGCUACGACUGCACUCCGUGCUCAGAAAGCAUGAUUUCUAACAAGAAGGAUGCAGCUUAUUGUAUCAAGUGCCCAGAAGAUCACUAUCUAAAUGAGAACCAUGACCACUGUAUCCCUAAGGUUACAUCUUUCCUAUCCUACCAAGAGCCCUUGGGCAUUGUUUUGGUUAGUGUUGCUCUUUCCUUUGCUGUGAUCACUUGUUUUGUGAUACAAACCUUCCUAAAGAAUUGGAACACCCCCAUUGUCAAAGCCAAUAACCAGAACCUCAGCUGUGUUCUUCUCAUUUCCAUCCUGUUGUGCUAUCUUUCUUGUUUGCUCUUCAUUGGCAAACCGGGGAAGGUAUCCUGCCUUCUCCGACAAAUGACUUUUGGCAUCAUUUUCUCUGUGGCAGUUUCUUGUGUGUUGGCAAAAACAAUCCUUGUGGUCCUGGCCUUCAUGGCCACAAAGCCAGGCAACAGGAUGAGGACAUGGCUGGGCCAAAAAGUGGCUAUUUCUAUUGUUCUUUCCUGCUCCCUCCAACAAGUGUGUAUUUGUAUUGCAUGGUUCUUGACCUCACCACCAUUCCCAGAUGUUGACAUGUACUCACAGACUGGGAAGAUCAUACUGGAAUGCAAUGAAGGUUCCAUCACCAUGUUCUACUCUAUGUUGGGCUGCAUUGGCUUUCUGGCCCUCAUCAGCUUCAUUGUAGCUUUCUUAGCCAGAAGCUUGCCUGACACCUUCAAUGAAGCCAAGUUUAUCACCUUCAGCAUGUUGGUGUUUUGCAGUGUUUGGAUCUCCUUUAUUCCAGGUUAUCUGAGCACCAAGGGGAAACACAUUGUGGUGGUGGAGCUUUUUGCCAUCUUGGCCUCCAAUACCGGACUGUUGGCUUGCAUCUUCUUCCCCAAGUGUUACAUCAUUGUUUUCAGGGCUGAUCUCAACACAAAGAACCUGCUAACUGGGAAAAGGAUGGGCUGA
This is a messenger RNA of Zootoca vivipara (common lizard), 1956 nucleotides long. The record is from RefSeq and is a predicted model, not a curated record. NCBI's taxonomy places the organism in Eukaryota, Metazoa, Chordata, Lepidosauria, Squamata, Lacertidae.